AUGCUCCGCGAUUCAGACCGCAUCUUCACCAACCUCUACGGUGCCCACGACUGUGGGCUGGCCGGCGCCCGCGCGCGGGGCGAUUGGGACGGCACGGCGGCGUUGAUGGCCAAGGGCCAUGACUGGAUCAUCGAUCAGAUCAAGGAGUCCGGGCUGCGCGGGCGCGGCGGCGCCGGCUUCCCGACGGGGCUCAAGUGGUCCUUCAUGCCGAAGGAGGAGGCCCCCGGCCGGCCCUACUACCUCGUGGUCAAUGCCGACGAGAGCGAGCCCGGCACCUGCAAGGACCGGGACAUGAUGCGCCACGAUCCGCACAAGCUGAUCGAGGGGUGCCUCAUUGCAGGCUUCGCCAUGCGGGCGCAUGCCGCCUACAUCUACAUUCGCGGCGAGUUCUACGACGAGGCGGUCGCGCUCCAGGCGGCGAUCGACGAAGCCUACGACGCGGGCCUGAUCGGCAAGAACCCGUGCGGCACCGACUGGCCCUUCGACGUCUACCUGCACCGCGGCGCCGGUGCCUACAUCUGCGGCGAAGAGACCGGGCUGCUGGAGAGCCUCGAAGGCAAGCCGGGCAAGCCCCGCCUCAAGCCGCCGUUCCCAGCGGCGGUCGGGCUCUACGGGUGCCCGUCGACGGUUAACAAUGUCGAGACGAUUGCCGUCGUGCCCACGAUCCUGCGGCGCGGCGCGGAAUGGUUCGCCGGCAUCGGCCGGCCCAAGAACACCGGCACCAAGGUCUUUUGCAUCUCCGGCCACGUCAAUCAGCCGUGCAACGUGGAAGAGGAGAUGGGCAUCCCCAUGCGCGAGCUGAUCGAGAAGCACGCGGGCGGGGUGCGCGGCGGCUGGGAUAAUCUGCAGGCAGUGAUUCCCGGCGGUGCCUCGGUACCGCUGCUGCCGAAGUCGAUCUGCGACGAGGUGCUGAUGGACUUCGAUUCGCUGAUGGGCGUGAAAUCCGGCCUCGGCACGGCGGCGGUGAUCGUGAUGGACAAGUCGGCCGACGUGGUCGAGGCCAUCGCCCGGCUCUCCCACUUCUACAUGCACGAGAGCUGCGGCCAGUGUACCCCCUGUCGCGAAGGCACGGGCUGGGUCUACCGCGUCAUGCUGCGCCUCAUCAGGGGCGAGGCGUCGGUCGGAGAGAUCGACCUGCUGUGGGACGUGGUAGGCCAGAUCGAGGGACACACCAUCUGCGCGCUCGGCGACGCGGCCGCCUGGCCGGUGCAGGGGCUGAUCCGCCACUUCCGGCCCGAGCUGGAGCGGCGGAUCCUCGCCGCGAAGGUGAGCGGCGGUGACGCUGCCGCUACCGCCGCAGCCGCGGCCUGA
Molecule: messenger RNA, 1311 nt
Organism: Geodia barretti
Lineage: Eukaryota; Metazoa; Porifera; Demospongiae; Tetractinellida; Geodiidae
Source: the annotation of a GenBank genome assembly